Messenger RNA from Sycon ciliatum, 2108 nucleotides. Its product is annotated as histidinol-phosphate aminotransferase-like. Gene Ontology annotation, molecular function: L-histidinol-phosphate:2-oxoglutarate transaminase activity; pyridoxal phosphate binding. Bases 81 to 1271 code for a protein of 396 amino acids. The transcript is spliced from 6 exons. The record is from RefSeq and is a predicted model, not a curated record. Lineage: Eukaryota; Metazoa; Porifera; Calcarea; Leucosolenida; Sycettidae. Gene Ontology annotation, biological process: L-histidine biosynthetic process.
UGGUGUAUUGUAGUGGUGUUUCGAAAUACUGUGCGUCCGAAAUCAUUGAUAUCCAAGAUAUCUCUUCCAAAUUCUGGUGCAUGCUCAGCAGAAAGAUAUUGAAGAUUGCAUUGCAGUUUGCUCGUGGUCGUUCGAAAAUGGCAGCGAACGGCCAAAGUUUGGAUUUGGAGCGAUUGGUCAGGCCGAAUAUCCUUAGCCUCAAGCCGUACAGAUGUGCUCGCGAUGAGAACAAAGGCAGAGAUGGACUGUUCAUGGAUGCUAAUGAGAAUGGUUACGGUUCAUGCAUACCCGUUGCGGGAGAGCUGCACCGAUAUCCUGACCCGUAUCAGGUAGAGUUGAAGACCAGGAUAGCUGCAUUCCGGGGCGUUGCUGCCGAUCAAAUCUUCCUCGGCGUCGGCAGUGAUGAAGCUAUCGACAUGAUCAUCCGCGUCUUCUGUGCGCCAGGGCAGCAUUCGAUUUUAGUCACGCCGCCCACGUACGGCAUGUACAAGGUUUCGGCGGCCAUCAAUGAUGUCAGCGUGCAGUGCGUUGACUUGACGCCGGAGUUCCAGCUGAAGGUGGAAGAGGUGCUGGAUGCUGUGGUCGAGGAGACAAGGGUCAUAUUUCUCUGCUCACCGAACAACCCAGCUGGCGAAACACUGCAUACUGCCGACAUUCGUAGAAUUCUAGAAUCACCACGCUUCACCGGAGUCGUUGUCAUUGACGAGGCGUAUGUUGACUUCUCAGCACGGGGAAGUCUUGUUACGCUGGUGGAUGAGUUUCCCAGACUCAUUGUCAUGCAGACUCUGUCCAAAUCGUUUGGCUUGGCCGGUAUUCGUCUUGGCUGGGCGAUCGCUCACCGCUCCAUAGUGUCCAUAUUCAACAACGUAAAAGCACCGUACAACGUUUCAAGGCUGACAGCUGAGAUGGGACUAAAGGCCAUGAGUGAAGAGGGUGUUAGUGCUAUGAAAGACACUGUAGCCAAGAUUGUUGAACACAAACAGGCCAUGAUAGCAGAACUGGAAGGCAUGCAAGGAGUUCUCAAGGUGUACCCGACGGAUACAAACUUCAUCAUGAUACAGGUAGCUGCCGCAGAGGCACGCGGCGUUUACAAUAGGCUCGCCUCGGAGCGCGGCGUGGUGAUCCGCUACCGCGGCGACCAGACUCACUGCACCGGCUGCAUGCGAAUCACAGUCAGCAAAGCGGACGAGAAUCGCCGCGCUCUCGACGCACUGGCUGCCGAGCUAAAACUCCUGGCAAGUGAUGAGCCGGAAGCCAAGCGUGCAAACUGACGUCCGCGCGGUGUUCAACUUGCGUGCUCUUAUUUUAUUUCCUGCUUUGCCCGUAUCCCACUAUGCCUCCAGCCGAGUCUCAUGCGAACCGUGAAUUUGUUUUGCCCGUAUCUUUUCCAAGUUCACCUUAACUCUGUGUGCUUGGUGUUCAGCGAAACGCAUACCCUCUACGCCCCUUGCUAGUGAGCACUUUUAUCCUGUUAUCCAUCGGGUAUAUCAGAAAUAUUUUCUUAUUUUACUCUCUUCUAGAAAUCCAGACGUAUUUUGAACUAUUUUCUGCUCCUUGCCUCCUAUUUAUUUUCUACCUUUUUGCGUGUAAUCUUAUUACUUUUGCAAACCGUGUUUGCCUUUUCCCUUUUAUUUAACCAGCCCUGCUGCACCUCAUGUCUUCUUCUUCUUUCGUGAUGAGUUGCCAGUCAAGCCCGGAGCUUGGCCCUCAUCAUUGUCAGAUUUUUAGACAGUCUCCAACUCCCUGUCGAUUUUAGUGGCCGCUCGAUGCAGACGACUAGCUCUCCUCCAGUCGUGAAUUUUCUCCACUUUCUUUCUGAUGCAUAAUGUUUUGUGCACACGGACAUACACACACACACACACACACACACACACACACACACACACACACACACACACACACACACACACACACACACACACACACACACACACACACACACACACAUACACACAAACAGUUGCACAGUUACUAGGAUUCCAUUAAUUUUGAUAGGUUUCACUAGCUUUUUUUCUAGACUUCUAGAUAGUUUAGCACAUCUACAUGUAGCAGUCUGUGAGCAGCGUGCGUACAUGACGAAUUGACGAUUAUGAUUGAAGUCUCCUGCA